Meriones unguiculatus (Mongolian gerbil) is the source of this 2308-nucleotide messenger RNA. It is a transcript of the gene Adgrd2, whose product is annotated as adhesion G protein-coupled receptor D2. The coding region runs from base 83 to 2203 and encodes 706 amino acids. The transcript is spliced from 17 exons. Lineage: Eukaryota; Metazoa; Chordata; Mammalia; Rodentia; Muridae. The record is from RefSeq and is a predicted model, not a curated record.
CAGACACAGAGCUGACCAGUGUGCCAUGGAAGGACAGCACCAGUAAAGCAGUCGACACCAGCCAGCUGCUGCUGCAUCCAGAAUGACCCGCCUGGGUCACUGCCUCCUCUAUCUUCUGAUCAGAAGUCUCUCUGGGACCUCCUAUAACUCCUCACAUGAACCAAGGAACCCUUUGGUUGCAGCCCCCGUGGCCCCAGGCGAGAUGCUGCAGACUGCAGAAGGGGUGUGCAUGCUCACAGGACAGAGGCUGAGCUGGUGGCAAGCCCAAGAGUCCUGCGACCAGAGGUUUGGUCACCUGGCCCUGAGGCCCCCAGAAAGGGCUCUGGCUCCACGGCUGCCUAACUCGGUCUGGGUGGGACAAAGAGAAGCCGCCCUGCGAAGACAACCGCAGAGGCGCGAGCACAGCACGGCCGCGCUGGUGUUCGGCGAAAGGACGGCGAAGAAGGCAGCAAGGCUGCCCGCGGCCCUCCCCGCGCUAGUGGCGCUCACGGCCUGCGCGCACGUUCAGUGCGACGCGGCAGCGACCGAGGUGGCCACCGUCUUCUCCCUGGCCGCGCCCAGCGUGGCCAACGCUCUGCAGCUGCGCGCCUUCGCUGAGCCCGGGGGCCCGGUGCGUGCCGCGCUGGUCGUGCGCGGCCACCACGCGCCCUUCAGCCACAUCUUCCGCUCUGACGGCCGCUGGCACCACGUGUGCGCCACGUGGGAGCAGCGUGGCGGUCGCUGGGCGCUGUUCGCCGACGGGAGGCGGCGCGCCGGGGCUCGGGGACUCAGCGCCGGGCAGCCAGUGCCGCCCGACGGUGUGCUCGUGCUGGGUCAGGAUCAGGACUCCCUGGGUGGCGGGUUCUCGGCUCGCGACGCCUUCGGUGGCAACCUCACCGACUUCCACCUGUGGGACCGGGCGCUGAGCCCCGCGCAAGUGAGCCGAGCUCGAGCCUGCGCGCCACCCCCGGGGGGCCUGCUCUUCCAGUGGGAUCCAGAGGCCCUGGACGUCACACCCCUGCUGUUGCCCGCUGUACCCGUGCGCCUGCUCUGCCCUGUACCCUCGGAAGAGUGCCCCACGUGGAACCCGGGACCCGGCACCAAGAGCUCUGAACUCUGCUUGCACCCACAGCCUUUUCUCUGCUGCUACUCAAAAGAGACCUAUCAGCAGCUUCAGGACUUCCAGUCAUGGCCUGAUCAGGACAUUAUCAGUAAAGUGAAUGCUUUGGCCAAUGCCACUGUGCUCCUCCCAAGCCCCCUGUCUGAAGUCCCCGGGAUCUUGUCCUUGGACAAGGCUUCUAGCUUCAUGGGUCUCCUGGAAAGAGUUCUGGCAGAAGAGCCAGGUCCCUUGGGGCCUGGGGCCCUACUGGCCAUCCUGAACUUCCUAAAGAGGGUGGCUGCUCUCAGAGCUGAGGAGCAAGAGCUGCUGACCAAUCCCUUGGAGGAGCUUGGCAGAAGCUUCGUGUCUGUGGCCAGCCUGGCCCUGGGGGAGCAAUCAUCCAGUGCAUGGCUGUCUGUCAGGGAGGUGGUUGGUGGGCCUAUGACGCUGGUGAUGAGUGUGCAACGUAUGGCAUCCCUGCUGAGCUCCACGCUGACCAUUGCGCAGCCUCACAUCCACAUCCAGCAUCGCCUUGCUGGCCUGGCGGUGCAAAGUUUGCACCUGAGAGGGGCCAGCAUUGGUGGGCACACAUUCACCAUUCCUGGCGGGCAUCCGAAUGAACCAGGCCACAUCCACAUCCCUGCGGGCGAAGUGAAGCGGCUCCUCGAGAAAGGUCUCCCUGAAGUCACAGUCAUCCACACCUGGUUCACGUCAAGCAUCUUCCAGUAUACCCUGGGGGCAACCAGCCUAGAGUCCCAGGCCCCUGGUAGCUCAGAGGAGGCGGGGACGCAGAGGUCCCUAAGCACCCAAGUGGGGUCAGCUAUACUCUCCUCUGAGGUAUGGGACACUGCUGGAGAGCUGAGCACAGCUGUGACCUUUCACCUGCAGCACCAGGCUCAGGGCCCAUACAUCUUCCUUGUCUACGCUGUUUACAAUGGGGAGGUGCAGAAUGCAUUACGGAGGAUGGCAGAGAAGAAGGCAGCUGAGGUGCUCAGGGCAGAGCAGGUGCACCUGACCAAGGGCAAGGGGACCCAUGGACCCAGGAUCUCCACAGCCUUCUCUUCCAUUGCAGAACCCAGGAGACCGGCCGUGGAGCUGACAGCAUUCAGGACUUCAGGGGUCUAAAGGGCACGUGCAGGGUUUUCCUCCUAGCCUUUCGGGAGCUCAGCGGCCAGAGGACCUCUCAGCUCAGCGUCGGAACCCCAGACUGAAUGAAAUGCACACCCGGCA